AUGGACAGGUCUGUGUACAAUUAUUCAACCUACUGUGAUGAUAACAUCAUCGACUGGACUCAGGAAGCCGAAGCUGUGAUCCGGGACAUCUCUCAGCACGUCCAAGAAAUCUCGCUUUCCACCGAACUUUCCGCUACACGCACAGAAUCGUACAUCAACAUCACAACAUUAGAUGGCAAACAGAUGUGUGUGAAGCUCAAUGCCGAGGGUUUGCAAAUUGUGGGAGAUGUGCACGGUGCUAAAGACCGGGACUGUCCUACUAAUCGUCGCUACGAAACACCGUACGCUCUGCUGUCGGACGUAUGUUCGUCGUAUGUAAAUUCAUUUGGCAAUUCGCUUGUAAGUGCGCUAAGCAAACUAGAACAAAAAAUUCCACAGGAACAUGGCUUGUCCGAUAUUGAAUAA
Molecule: messenger RNA, 405 nt
Organism: Anopheles maculipalpis
Lineage: Eukaryota; Metazoa; Arthropoda; Insecta; Diptera; Culicidae
Product: GSK3-beta interaction protein
Exons: 1
Coding region: 1-405 (134 amino acids)
Biological process (GO): regulation of canonical Wnt signaling pathway
Cellular component (GO): cytoplasm
Molecular function (GO): protein kinase A binding; kinase regulator activity
Source: RefSeq, a predicted model, not a curated record